UGUUGUUCUUAAUAUGUUAAGGUACUUCUCAAACUGUUGCUAAUGUGCGUAAGGUGUGUCGCACAUUGCAACAGACUCAGUCAAACAGAAUUGCUUUUGAUUGUUUGUGUUGUAUGCUUGUUUGAUUUAUAUUCCUUGGAGUGUUCUGUCUUAAGCUUUGUGUGCAGUUUUUCUUUUCUAUCCGGGGAUUAUCGGUCAUUUUGACAAUAUACAUCUUUGCACUGCAUAUUUCAAUGUUCACAUGAUCAUAGAGAAGCAUGCAAGACAACACCAAAUACACUCGAAAUUGUCACACAGGUUUGUAACCCUUUUGUAUUUACGUUAUUCAAAUUACCAACUUUGACAGAUAGUGUUUAACAUAAUUAUGUUUUAAAUUUUCCGCGUGAGAGAAUCACAAAAGGAGAAGCCGUUUUUAUACAACACGGAAGGAAAAGUAAAUUAAACCUGUUAAUGGCAGUACUUACGGUUUACACUGACAAUCAGUGCGGUUGUUAUCUAAAUAUUUACCGGCUUCUUCGAUCAAGAGUGAAAUUUAUAGCAUUUAUACUUUCUUGGUGUGUGCAUGAAGAAUGUCACAAAAAAGGCGAGUGUUAAGUUGAAAUGUAAGAUUUAAAUUUAACGACUAUUCUUUCGAUUUUAGAGCUGUUCUGUAAUCAGGAGUAAUAUUUACGCGUUGUUAGAGAUAAAAUGAAUCAAAAAGCUGAAAGAAAAAGAAAUGUUCGUCCAAAGAAUGAUGGACAAGUUAAGAACAUUUCGCUGCCGUUUGACUUUAGACACGAUCUCCAUAUCGGUCAAGAAGAGUACGACGAAAGACGGGUAGAUGAUCGCCCUGUUUCACCGCCAGCGCCUUGCCCUGGUAGUAAAGACAGUUCAGGAGAAGGAUCGUUACCAGGCCCAAGCAUUUCACAAAUUAUCAAAGAGGACGUUAUACCUGCUCUACGCUCUGAGAUAGGUGAUAUUGUUGAAGAGAAGAUAAGAAAGAUACUUAAUGAAAAUGAAGUCCGUCGUUGUGAAACAUGUAAAACAUGUCCGUGUGCCGGAAAGGAAAUCAGAAACAUUGAGGAAUCUUCGUAUGAUGCCGAGCCAGAUUAUAAUUCUAAUGCAAACCGAGUAGCAUGUUCCACUGUGCUAUCUGAAGACAGUGACAUCCAAAACAGCCAAACUGGUAUGAAGGUGAUUGCAGUAAGUGACAUUCAAGACAUAGAGGGCGAACAGAAUUUCCGUAAAUCCUUCAGCAAUCCUAUGUAUCACAAGAAAACACAAACAUUUUUGAUACAAACUCAGCAUGGGACAAAACUUGUUAAAUAUGGAUCCGAUUUACAACUAGUUCAUAAUGAACAAUCGACGAAAGAAAAGUCUUCAGAGUCCGUUUUGUCACGUUCCAAUACUUUACCUGCAGCAGCAAAUCGCAUCCAGUCACUAAAGCAAAGUGAGAAACUAAAUCAUAAAGCAAGACGACCUUUGUCCAAAUCAGAUGAAAGAGAAUGUCUGGCGAAUGCAUUGCAGUGGCAUAUAGAAGAGCUUGUAGGGGGUAUUGUAUUCAAGGACAGUGAACUGCCAGACGAUCUUCUGGUGGAUGGCUGUCUUACAGAAGAUGAAUGUGCUCGUGUAAGAAAAAAGCUUGAUCGCAAAGACCAAGUUCGUGCCCUUCUUAGCAUUAUAAAAGGCAGAGAUUUGGACGUUCUAGAGCGAUUUCUGGAGCAUCUGAGAUCUCAGAAUGAGAAUGUUGCAAAAAGUAUUGAGCGAAAAUUUGAACAGAAUAAACAAGAUGGGAUGAAGUGUUCCGAAUGUGCACUCUGCAACCUGACUUCUAAUGUAAACCUUAAGUACAUCGCCGAUAAUUUAUGGAAAAACUGUCUUAUCGACAUUGGAUUGUUUAACUGGAUUAUAGAAACGGAUAGACCGGCAGGGGUCCAAGGAGAUCUUUGGCAUGGAGUCAUAAGUUCUCUCAAUAAACACUGUGAACAAAGUCCAUCACAAGUUCGCCGUAUUUUAGGUAAUGCCUUGACAAAGAAUCAUCAUUACCAUCACUUGGCACAAGGUGUUGUGUGGAUGAUAAACACAAAUAGAGCACUGGUAUGCCGUUGUGAAUUGCAACACAAUAUUAUGCCAGCUGGAUCAUUUCUUUCGUUACAAUCAUCGAGGUCCCCUCAAUCCUCGGAAUCUGAAAUUGUUACAGAUUCCCGCAGCGACGUAAGCGGAGUGGUUACCCAAAUAGAAAACCUAAACAUCAAAGUAGCAGUACGAGAAAAAAUACCACAUGCUAUCUUAGAAAUUGGCGAAGAAAAGGCUCCUGGCGAAGCCCAAAGGCUGAAAGAUGACACUAUGCGAAAAGGUAUCAAAAGUCCUAUGCCGACAAUAAUACCUGUAUCAGAGAAAGCGAGGCUGAAAGAUAAUAUUUUGUCUUUCAGCCAUUCCCACGUGCCUGAAUUGAAACGUGUAAUACUGCAGGAUGCUAAUACGCAUGAAGAAACCCAGACUUCUAUGCCGACGCCGAAGACUGAAUUUGAAGAAUCGAUGCAAGAUACUCGUGUAGCACAUAGACCUCCAGUUACCUACGGCAGGCCAGUCUUUGUGCUUUUAAAGGAUGCACUGGAGUCUACAGAUGUUUAGACAAGUUUAGGUAUCCAAAAUCCAACAGGGUAGUAGCCUUGUUUAUGUUCUUGUUAUAGGUGAAUCAUGUUUUAGAAGAUAUUGCAGUCAAAAAAACCCGCAUUUUUCUGUGGUAUAUUAGGCAUAUCGGCCAUUCUAUAAAAAUAGGAACAUACAACAGAAUUGUACCUAGUAAAGAAGAUCUAAGGGGGACAACUCUGAAUUGACCAAUAAACUGACGGCGGUCAAAAGUGAAAGAAAGACUAAAUAGGUCCUUUUCACAACAACUGAUCAGGCGGACAAAAUAUGACCUACAUUUGUGGCGGACAAAAUAUGACCUAUAUUUGUUUAAGUCUUUGUAUUCGAUACUAGUAUACAGCAUGCACACUUUUGCCAUGGCUUACACUGACAUUUGAGCCGCGUCAAGCAUAAACAGCCGUUAUCGUAAUUUUUUCACUUUUUCAGUUUAUUUCAUCAUAUAAUAGUACGUUUUUUAAACUUUCUUGCAAUGUAUUUAUUUCUAUAGGUUGAAAUGGACUAUACCUGCGUAAAAAUACAAAAUCGUAACCCACUCUACCAGACGAACGUCAAGUAACGUCAAAAACGUCGACGUUAUUAACGUCAACGUACAAAAAACAUGAUGACAGAAAAUAAAGCAAUCCUUCAAUUUACUUAUCUUAGCAGCAUCGAUGUACACAUAUAAUAAUAUUAGCUACACAUACUGCAGUGCGCUGAUAUGGAGUAUACACUACCAGUAAAUUCUAUGUGGGACUUGAGCGAAAGUAAACUACACAUUUUGUAACGAAAUUAUUUCAUUGAUUAGUCACUUCAUUAAUUUUGAUGUUAAUAAAUAAGUAAUAACAUA
Messenger RNA from Mercenaria mercenaria, 3457 nucleotides. RefSeq lists its product as uncharacterized. The record is from RefSeq and is a predicted model, not a curated record. The coding region runs from base 688 to 2613 and encodes 641 amino acids. The transcript has 4 exons. NCBI's taxonomy places the organism in Eukaryota, Metazoa, Mollusca, Bivalvia, Venerida, Veneridae. Gene Ontology annotation, biological process: regulation of apoptotic process.